AUGCGUCGACCAGCGCAGCCGACCAAGACAAGGCUGGCAGACGAGGAGGUGCCUGAGCUGGCCUUGGUGCCAGACGGCGUCUCUCGAUGGACUGGCGCGGACCUCGAUGCCCUGCGCAAUGCUGCUCGCCGCGGCGGUGCGGAUGCGGCGCAGCAGGACCUGGAGCGCAAGCUGUGCCGCACCAUCGAUAUCCUCGGCGCCCGUAGCCAACAGGCGCAGGAGAUUAACUCCGUUCUCACCUCUGUGGCGCGACUCCGGGAGAACAGAACCUUCCGGCUCUACUUGCUUACCCAGAACCACCGCGGUGCCGGCAUUCUGAAGGUGGGGGUGAAGAAGCUGUUCGUGACGCACCCCGUUACCUGCGGCCUGGUGGAGGUGGACCCCCUCUGCGUGCUGGACUUCUACGUGGACGAGAGCUGCCAGCGGCAAGGGUAUGGGAAAGUGCUGUACUCGCACAUGCUCAAGGCGGAGCAGGUGCCCAGGCCCGAGGUGCUGGCCAUUGACCGCCCCAGCAACAAGCUGCUCGGCUUCCUCAGGAAGCACUACGGACUCGCCGCGUACACGCCGCAGGUGAACAACUUUGUCGUCUUUCAUAGCUUUUUCGACCACACCACCGUGUCUGAGCGCGGCAAACUGCUGCGGGCGGCGUCUCCUGCGCGCGCAUCGCCGUUUCCGUCCUCCACGAGUGCUGCCACCACCAUCGGCGGUGCAAAGGAAAAAAACUGGACACCCGGGUAG
Molecule: messenger RNA, 738 nt
Organism: Leishmania mexicana MHOM/GT/2001/U1103
Lineage: Eukaryota; Euglenozoa; Kinetoplastea; Trypanosomatida; Trypanosomatidae
Exons: 1
Coding region: 1-738 (245 amino acids)
Biological process (GO): alpha-tubulin acetylation
Cellular component (GO): microtubule
Molecular function (GO): tubulin N-acetyltransferase activity
Source: RefSeq, a predicted model, not a curated record